AUGGGAAAAUGUGACGAAGCUAAUGUCGAAGUGAACAUGGGGGACUCGGCGUCCCCCAUGAAACCUGAUAAUUUUACGUUCACUCCGCCUCCAGAGGCACCAGUGUUUGAGCCGACUCCAGAAGAGUUCUUGGACCCCCUGGCAUACAUCAGCAAAAUUCGACCCAUCGCCGAGAAGUCGGGCAUUUGCAAGAUCAAACCACCAGCGCAUUGGCAACCACCGUUUGCAGUAGACGUGGAUCGCCUGCGAUUCACACCGAGGAUUCAGAGAUUGAACGAGUUAGAGGCUAUCACUCGGGUCAAACUCAACUUUCUAGAUCAGAUCAUCAAGUUCUGGGAACUUCAGGGCUCCGUUCUCAAGAUUCCAACGGUGGAACGAAAACAUCUUGAUCUGUAUGCUUUGCAUAAGAUUGUUAAAGAAGCAGGUGGGUUCGAAGUAUGUUCGUCGGAGCGCAAGUGGUCGAAGAUCGCGCGCCGGAUGGGCUUCCCCCAGGGCAAGGGUAUCGGCUCCAUACUCAAGAACCACUACGAAAAGAUCCUGUACCGGUACGAUGUGUUCAAGAACAAUGGCGCCGUCGGAGAUAACAAGGAGACUAAAAUCGAAGUAAAGACAGAGCAGACGCCGGAGAAGGCGUGCAGCACGCGGUCGCGGUCGAGCAGUAAGUGCGCGGCCACCCCGCCUCCCGCGCCCCGGCGCUUCAAGCUGGAGCCGGACGCGCCCGAUGCCACGCCUGAAAAGGCCGCGCUCGCUACCGCUCCCGCCUCCGCGCCUGCUCCCGCUCCUCUCGAGUCCGCCGCUACACCCGUCAAGGAUGACGCUGCCACUGAGACCCGACGCAGUCCCCGCGAGAACAAGUGGAUGUCGGCCGGCGGCAGCUGCGGGGCGCGCGCUCGCGUGACGCGCUCGGCGCGCCUGCGCGAGCACCGCAUGUCCAACAUGACCGUGUCCGUCACGCCCGCGCCGCCCAACGAACUCGCGCCGCACCCCGACGACCCGCUGGCAAAAUACAUGUGCCACGUGUGCGGACGGGGCGACGUGGAGGAGCAGAUGCUGCUGUGCGACGGGUGCGACGACUCGUAUCAUACGUUCUGCCUCGUGCCGCCGCUCGCCGACGUGCCCAAGGGCGACUGGCGCUGCCCCGUCUGCUUAGUCGAGGAGGUAUCAAAGCCGACAGAAGCGUUCGGUUUCGAGCAGGCCUCCCGUGAGUACACGCUACAACAGUUCGGAGAGAUGGCCGACCAAUUCAAAUCUGAUUAUUUCAACAUGCCAGUACACAUGGUUCCGACAUCGACAGUGGAGAAAGAAUUCUGGCGCGUCGUAUCUUCCAUCGACGAGGAUGUCACCGUAGAAUAUGGCGCAGACCUGCACUCCAUGGACCAUGGCUCUGGUUUCCCGACCAAAACAAGCGCACACCUAUACCCCGGUGAGCAACAGUACGCGGAGUCGAGCUGGAAUCUCAACAACCUUCCUGUGCUAGAAGGCUCCGUGCUGGGUCAUAUCAACGCGGAUAUAUCAGGGAUGAAGAUCCCCUGGCUGUACGUGGGCAUGUGUUUCGCGACAUUCUGCUGGCACAAUGAAGAUCACUGGAGUUAUUCUAUCAACUACCUACAUUGGGGAGAGCCUAAGACUUGGUAUGGCGUACCCAGCUCAAAAGCGGAGCAGUUCGAAGCGGUGAUGAAAGCGGAAGCACCUGAGCUGUUCCAGCUGCAGCCUGACCUCCUCCAUCAGCUCGUCACCAUCAUGAAUCCUAAUAUACUCAUGAAAGCUGGAGUACCAGUGUAUAGGAUGGACCAGCACGCUGGCGAAUUCGUGAUCACAUUCCCUCGUGCCUACCACGCAGGCUUCAACCAAGGGUACAACUUUGCGGAGGCAGUCAACUUUACACCAGCCGACUGGCUAAAGAUGGGGCGCGAGUGCAUCCUGCACUACUCGACGCUGCGGCGCAACUGCGUGUUCUCGCACGACGAGCUGGUGUGCAAGAUGGCGCUGGAGGCGGACGCGCUCAGCCUCACCGUGGCGCUGGCCGCCUACCGCGACAUGCGCGCCAUGCUGCACGACGAGCGCAAGCUGCGCAAGGGCCUGCUCGACUGGGGAGUGACGGAGGCGGAGCGCGAGGCGUUCGAGCUGCUACCCGACGACGAGCGGCAGUGCCAGCUGUGCAAGACCACGUGCUUCCUGUCGUGCGUCACGUGCUCGUGCACGCCGCACGUGGCCUGCCUGCGCCACUACACGCAGCUGUGCACCUGCGGCCCUCACCACCACAAGCUCAGAUAUCGGUAUACACUAGACGAAUUGCCAGCUAUGUUGGAGAAAUUAAAGAAAAAAUCGGAACAAUUCCGGGAAUGGGCUGAAGCUGUACAAAAUGCAUUAGAUCCGGAUACUCCUAAGACUUGCGACUUGGACGGGCUAAGGGCACAUUUGAAACGGGCACAUGAUCUCAAGAUGCACAAAACAGAGUUGGUCAGAGCGUUAGAAACAGCCAUUGAAGACGCAGAGAAGUGUGCGUCAGUGAUUCAACAACUCGAUCUGAAUAAGAUGAGGACCCGGACCCGCCACCACGACCCCAAGUAUCGGCUGACGAUACACGAACUGACGUUGUUCGCACAGGAGAUUGAUGGACUCGCUUGCGUUUUGCCAGAAGGGUCAGCCGUUAAGGAAGUGUUACGUCAAACGUCGGAGUUCGAAACCCGUGCUACAGAAUUAUUAAGCAAAGAUCUCGAGAAAACGGACCCCUCUUACGUCCGAGAACUGGAGGAGACGGUGGAAUUAGGAACACGGCUCUGUAUAGUCCUACCUCAGCUUCCUCCACUCCAAGCUCGUCUGCAACAAGUGAAGUUCAUCGAGGAGGUGCGCUCGUAUAAGGAGGACUGCUCGACCCUCACGCCCGAGGUCAUCGAGAGGCUCUUGCAGGACGCUGCGAACGUUGUCCCACAUCAUAAAGUAGAAUUAGAGAGGUCAAACUUGUACAAGUUGAAAGCGCAAGUGGAGGAGUGGGAGUCGCGCGCGCGCAGCGUGCUGGUGGAGGGCGGCGAGGAGACCGUGGCCAGCACCAGCGCGGGCCCGCUGUACAGCACGCUGGGCGAGCUGCGCGUGCUGCUGGCCGAGGGCGACGACAUCGACGCCGCGCUGCCCUCGCACCACGUGCUGCACGCCGCCGUGCAGCACGCCGCCGACUGGCUCGCCAAGGUCGAGGAAAUGCAAUCCAAAGAGCUGUACCCGUACAUGCACAGCGUGGAGAACCUAGUGCGGAAGGCGGCCCAUAUCCCCCUGGCGUUGUACGAGAAGGAUCAGCUGGCGCAAGCCUUACAAUCUGCGAGGGACUGGAAACGAGGUGCCGCCGACAUGUUCCUAAAAAAGAACUGGCCGUACUCGCUGCUGGAAGCGCUGUCGCCCCGCACCGAGUCGUACGUGGGAGGGGCGGGGGCCGGGGCCCGGCGGCGGGCUCCGCGCGCGACCGCCGAGGGGCCCGACGCGGGGCCCUUCCUGCGCCACUUCAGCGAGGACUCCACGCCCACGGACAUCGUGGCCGCCUUCAAGCACGCCGAGCAGCGAGAGCUGCAGGCCAUCAAGGAGCUCAGAGCACGCAACUUGCGUAAGGAGGUUCGCGCGCCCGUGUCCGCGGGGGUGACGUUCUGCACGUGCCAGAAGCGGCAGUACGGAGUCAUGACCCAGUGUGAGCUCUGCAAGGAUUGGUUUCAUGCUUCCUGCAUAACGUCGGCAAAGGAGGAGAGAGACGAGUCGCCCGAGCGGGUGUUCAUGCCGUUUCCUAACACCGAACCUAAAUUCUUGUGUCCCGACUGUAUGAGGACGAAGAGGCCGAGGCUCGACCGUAUACUGGCUUUACUGGUGUGGCUGCAGAAGCUGCCGGUGCGUCUGGCGGAGGGCGAGGCGCUGCAGUGCGUGACGGAGCGCGCCAUGGCGUGGCAGGACGCGGCGCGCGCGCUGCUGGCCGCGCCCGCGCUCGCCGCCCUGCCCGCGCUGCCGCACGACUCGCACACGGCCCAGGCCAACCGGGAGAAGGCCGACAAACUUAACGCUGAACUGAAGAAAGCCACCGGCAGAGCGCACGACCACACCGUGUCACACAAUCAUAGAUCUUCAGCGAGCGUGGAGCACGCGUACAGUGCCACGCCGCGGUCACUGAGCACGCGAAUACCUCCAGGAUUAUUACAAAAAUUAGAAGAAUUAAUGUUAGAGGGUGAUUUAUUGGAAGUCCGGCUGGAGGAGCAGGCGCAGGUGUGGAGCUGCGUGUGCGCGGCGCGCGCGGCGGACGGGCGGCGCGCGGCGCGCACGCACGACGCGGGCCGGCGCAAGCGCCACUCGCGCGCGCCCAGGCACCCGCACCAGCUCAAGCGCACGCGCACCAGGCACCACAUGGGAACAGUACCGACGACAAAACCAACUCUAAAACGAUCCGCAGCUGCGACAACUACAACAAAUUAUCUCAAUAGAAAACAGGGCGCGUCGGGCUCGUCGGCGGGGCCGGGGCUGAUGAUGCGCAAGCACUACAUGGCGCGCCAGGAGCGACGCAAGCGCGGACUCGUCGCGCCCAGGGGCAAGCACCCGCGACAGGCGCGCCGAGCGGCGCAGCGCUCAGCGGCGGCGGCGGGCCCCAGCGGCGCGGCGCGGGCCAGCGCCAGCUCGUCCAGCGCCUCCUCCGCAGAGGACGACGAGGACUGCGCCGCCAAGGACUGCCUCCGCCCCACCGGCAAGGUGGACUGGGUGCAGUGCGACGGCGGCUGCGACCAGUGGUUCCACAUGCACUGCGUGGGGCUCACCAAGGCCGCGCUGCGCCCCGACGACGACUACGUGUGCGGCUCCUGCCCGGCCUAG
Messenger RNA from Arctia plantaginis, 4833 nucleotides. Lineage: Eukaryota; Metazoa; Arthropoda; Insecta; Lepidoptera; Erebidae. The record is from the annotation of a GenBank genome assembly.